AUGUUGUUGUGCCACACAAAUGGGGUUCCCUGCGUGAGCACUCCGUUACACAGUGCACACGAGAUAGCAUCCGUAUGUGUGCUAUUGCGUCCUUGCAUCAACCCAGCUGCGCGGUUUAGCGUCACUGAAAAGAUCGCCCAGGCUCCUGUAGAAUGUGGACUGGUCCCCCCGCUUCGCCUUGAUCUGAUGCAUACACCUUGGUGUUGGCACCGCUGCCAUCCCAUUAACGGUGCCACCAACAACAACAAAAAAGAAAACGAAGGAAAGGGGGAUGACUGCUGUGCUGAAGAGAGAGGUUGCAACUGGCUUCUCCCUAUGGGGCCAUGCGGGCACGCCGAAACAGACAUAUACACAUACACAUGUACCGGCAUAUGCUACCCCUUUGUCUUUCUCUCUCUCUCUGUUUGCAUCGCAACCUGCGAUUAA
Messenger RNA from Trypanosoma grayi, 426 nucleotides. RefSeq lists its product as hypothetical. The record is from RefSeq and is a predicted model, not a curated record. The coding region runs from base 1 to 426 and encodes 141 amino acids. Lineage: Eukaryota; Euglenozoa; Kinetoplastea; Trypanosomatida; Trypanosomatidae. The transcript has a single exon.